Episyrphus balteatus (marmalade hoverfly) is the source of this 6290-nucleotide messenger RNA. RefSeq lists its product as uncharacterized. NCBI's taxonomy places the organism in Eukaryota, Metazoa, Arthropoda, Insecta, Diptera, Syrphidae. The record is from RefSeq and is a predicted model, not a curated record. The transcript has 16 exons. Bases 59 to 5692 code for a protein of 1877 amino acids.
CUCACUCAAAAGUGAAAUAUCUUUCAAAUAAUUUAAUUUAUUUAUUUAUUUCCAAAAAAUGGCAUUUAUUCAUUUAAUUUAUUUCUACAUCGCGCUUUUAUCAUUUUUAAUUAAUCCCAAAGAAGUUAUCCUCGACAAUGGUGGCCGCGACUCAGACAUACCUUUGCCGUUUGCCACUUCAUCGUCCCCAGCAAUUAGUGCUGUUCUUCUUGAAUGCCCGAAUGUCCAGAGGCGGGCAACAGCAUCAGCGGCAAUGGAUACUUCCCGUCCAGACUGCGAAAGACAAAUGAUGGUCCACAUCCGAGUUAGUCCAAGUUUUCAAGUCGAAACAUUGGACAAAUUCCUGCUGCUUGACGAAGUUUAUGACCAAAAGAGGAAAACUCGAGCAAAGCUAAUGUCACCCUAUUUAAUUGAGAUUAGUCGGGGGGAGCCGGUUGUAAUGUAUCCUUUGCAAUUUGCCAAGUCAAUAAGAUGUGACACAUGUGGACAUAAAAAUGGCAACAACACAAACACCAGUCAGGGAAAUUGUGAACAUCCCGUCGAUGCUACCAUCAGCAACCCCCUGCCUACCUCGGCCUUGCAUUCAGGAGGAACACCCGUUUCAGGAAUUCACGUAUCUCGAAGUGUUCAACAGGAGAAGGUGCCCAGGGAACAACACCAUCACCACCAGGAGCAUCACCAACAACAACAACAAAACACCAAUGAAGCUCCAAUGGGAAACGGGCAUAAUCCUACUGCUGCUUCUGCCGGUCCGAGGCCAUCCGAGAAAAUCGAAUCACGGCAAAAACUCGCUAUCGGAAUAUUGGAUUCAUCCCAUUUUGGUGGCGAGGCAAACAAACAAUUCAGCAGUCCCGUUGUCGAUCCGAAGGGAUUUUCUUCUAAGGACAUUCAGCUGCGGGCCCAGGAUGAGGUUAAUAUGAUGAUGGUAUAUGAUGAUGUCGAUGUCGAUGAGUAUGAUGAACUCAAUUUGAACGAUGAUGAUGCUGCUGCUGCUGCUGCUUCUGCCUUUGGUAGUGCAGAGAACUCUGGCCAAAAUACACUUCGUGAUAAACGACUCAAAACGCGACCCUCUUUGUCUUCAUCGAAUUCGGGUGAUGUGUUAUUCCGGCGGAAUGGGGAACUUUUUCGUGAAACUGAACGUCAAGGCGCACAACAGGCUCGCAUGGAAACGCUUCGAGCUUUCACCAGGAAACAUGUUCAUGUACAACCCCUUGGCAAUGAUGUUGGCACAUCUGGGCCAGCUCCUGUUGAUGGAUAUAGAGCCACAGCCAGGAGUUGGGUUAAUGUAGGAAAACCACAUGUCGUUGGCAUACAAGAGGAUUGCAUUAGGCCACAGGGAGCGUUUGAUGCUGAUGAAAUUGACGAUGUUGAAACUGAUGUUGGUGGGAAAGUUGUUCGAAGUAGCAGCAGUAGCGGCGGUGGUGAUGGGAGACAAGAGCUGGAUCCUCGGUUACAGUUGAAGAGUUUUUUGUAUAAAAACGGACAUCAAAUGGAUGGGGCAGAGAUGGAAAAUUUACAAAUUGAUGGAACCCAGCAAAAGAGUCAACCACGAAGGCCUGUCAAUAAACCGUUGAAAACAAGUACCAGUGCACAUAAAGGAUCACUUUCAAAUCAAAAGAACUCAAACAGCAAUUCUAAUCGUGAAAAAGAAAAUGCACUUCUUUUGGCUUCAUUGAAAUCGGUUCCAGGAAGUCAUGGUCCCUUGCAAAAGGAAUUACAACAACAACAAAAACUCCGUCUCCAGAAGCCCGAUGACAUCAAAAACGCCGCCGCCGCCGUUGUCGUCGUCUCACCAAAUACAAAAUUUCCAUUCAGCAGCACUGAUGGCGAUGACUCCUCCGACACUCAACGAUUCGAUGCCAAUGGCAGCGACGCCGAUGAAGAUGAUGGCGGUGGUGGUGAAGACUACUACGACAGAAUAGAUGCUUCUGUUCGCGAUUCCUCGGUAAUCGAAUCGAAGGGUAAUAUUACUACAAGUCCUGAUCAUAUCGACACUGUGGCUGGGGGAAUGGGCGAUGAAUUCUACUGGAACACCCUGCACUAUCCUAGUGCAAAACACAAAGGAGUCGAUGCGUCGUCGUCGUUUCAUGAUGAUGGUUUAAAGAUCAGUGCUUCUGACAGGGGUGGCAAAUUCCAUGAAUCCUUGGAUCAUAAUGUACCCAGGAAAUUGAGCAAUAACGUUAAAGCAAAUGGUAGGGAUGGUAGCAACAACAAAGAGUCUGGUGGAGCUGUCAAAAUCCAUUUGGAGAGAAACUACAAUGACCGCCAAACUGCCUCCGCACGCAGAACUUCAUCUAAGAAAAGUCCUGACACCACUACCGCACCCGAUAAGGAUAAGCAAGGAGUGGGAGCAUCAUCAAAGCAUCCCAUUAAGAGACUUGGCAGUAAGGUAAGGCGUGAAAAGUUUUCCGAUAAAUCAGCCAUGGCCAGGAAUAGAAUGAAGAUUCGAAGUAGUGAUGCCGUCGCUUGGACUGGCAGCAAUGGUGGUGGUGGAGUUGUUGAGACUUCUGGCAUGUACACUGCCAAAGACGGUGUAGUUCCGGCAUUUCCUCUAAAUGGAUACCCCGGAUACCUUGAUGGAAAAGCAUCAUCCGAAUAUAUUCCUCCCGAACACUCCAAAUCCCAAUACAGACUAUUGGAAAAUGAGCCACAAGAAUAUCUGCCACAUCAACCACCUUAUGCCAAAGAAUUAGCCGAUCCUGAUUUGACAGUAAAUGAUAAAAUCAACUUGCUCGAAGUUUUAGCCGAUCAUGAUGAUGCUAAAGAUGAAAUUCUGCGAAAUCUCGAGAACGAACUUGAUAGUUCGGUUAUCAUUCACGAUAUUACCAAUCAUGAUCGUAUGCCGAUGCCUUCUGGAAGAUUAUCACGAAAUGGCAAAAAGAAAAACAUUAAAAAGCGAAGCUAUUUGACUUAUGAUGAUUUGACUAUGCGUGAUACUGAUGAGCAAUAUGAUGACAUGGAUAUGAGACAACCUAUUGAUGUCCCACUGUUUGAUGAAGAGAGAAUUUCAAAAGUUGAGAAAUGUCAUUCGUGUUCGGGUAAUAAAUGUCCAGCUAAAAGAAACGAUGGUGAAAGUUGUACUUGUGAUAGAAAAGGUCGUCAUUGUGAAUGUAGUCAGAAGUCGGAAAAGAAAAUAAGAUCAGUUUCGGAUGCUUGGUAUUCAGUAUUCAAUAUGAGUGCGCCCUUGCAGUUCCUCACUACCCGAGUAGGGAUAUAUCGAAAACACCAUGGAACUUGGUGGAAGACUGCCCCAUCAAUAACUCUAACGAGUUUAUCGGGGAUCUAUGCCAGCGAGAAUCUCUCGAUUUUGUUCUCGUCCCAUGUCGACAUAUUUCAACUUAGACGCCCACUCACUUUGCAAAAUCACAAACUUCUCAUACCCCAUUCCAUUGAUUCUGAUGAUGCUCCUGCUGAUGCAGUUGAUGAAGUCAAAGCGAAACAUCGAAAUCUCUACGAGUCCAUAAAUCCAAAAGAUGUCCUUGCCAUCGAUAGCUCCAAGUUCGAUAUCAAUAAAAUUCACGACGACUCUGACACAAACAACAAAGAGGACGACCAAAGCAAUGGGGCUUCUGUUGCUGCCAAAAGAACUCUUUGUCAUGCUACAAGUGCAUCAGAACGCCAACGAAAGCAACGCAGCAGCAGCAAUCAUUUGGUGAAUGGUGAAUCAGAGGCAGUCUUUAGUGUUGGCGAUUUGGGAUACUUUCCUGGCAACAUGAAUAUCCUGGAACAAUGCCCAUCCGAUCCAAAUCAUCUUUGUUUGAAUAUGCUUGACGAGGAGGCUCCAGGUACCAACGCAAUUUUUGUUUGUAUUUGUAUUUCAUCCUUUGCCAUCGCACUAGCCUUUACAAUUAAAAUCAAACAACCCUUUUUGAAGAACGCUCUGAUAUUCAGCGGCGAAUACAAAGUACGAAUUGCUUCCGUAAUAAGUGACGCAACAACAAAAGGUGCCCUUCAAGUUGCUGUCGUCCUUGUUAACGAGGAUUGUGUUGCUCAUGAAUUUACCAUUUGCAUAUGCAAUUGCCCAAUGACCUGCGGAGCAAAGACGACGGUUAAAAAGGAUUUGGCACCCCACAUUAGUGAAACGGUAUCCUUCCUUUUGCCAUUGGAAGAGCACAAGGAUACGAAACUUUAUUGCAAUGUUGAAGUAAAGUCACCCGAUCAAAAAGUAAUUUCAAAACGAAAAUUUAUAGUUGAACCUACAGCCCGUUGCUUGUGUAUCUGGGAUUGUGACUGCCACUGCAUCCAGGACCUUGUGUCACACAAUGACUACGACGUUUGUCAUAAGCUCACUGACUACGAGGAACAGGCAGCCGGAUUUAUCGAGGGCGGAAUACCCGACCAGGACUUGACAGGAUGGCGGUGGUUUUGGUGGCGAAUGAACUAUUAUGCAUUUAGCUUGCUGCUCUGCAUGUUGUUUCUAGGACUCCUUAAAGCCAUUCUCGGAGCGUUGUGUCUGCGGAGUUUUGAUAGAUGCGGCUAUGAUUACGUGCAACCGCUGAAGAAAUAUGACUAUGCUAGCAGAUGCCGUCGAUUUUUUAUCAACAUUGUAUUCUUUGUAGUACUGCCGUUUAUUUGUUGUUGCAAGUGUUUCACUCCGAACGAGGAGGACUUAUUGAUGGCUAGCACCGAAUGGCAGUGCUCCCUGAUACAGCACGGUUUGUAUGAAGAUAGCAGUGGUGACGGAGACAAUAACGGCGGUGGCGGUAAUGGAAAAUGGAAGAAGCCUUCUGGGCUUUACUACAUUGACGAUGAGGAUGUUGGUCAAAAUACCAACAACAACGAUAACAAUGAUGACGAGGACGACGACGAGGAAACUAUUCUCCGACUCAGUCAAAAUUUCGAAAGUAGUAGAGGAAGGGGUUCAAUAAUGGGUAUGGAAGAAAACGGUGGCAGUCCAUCAAGAGUGACGAUGAGCGAAUAUCUGUUAAGUACUUGUGAAUUUGAUGAUGGCGAAGAGGAACGUGACAGAAACUUUGUAUUGCAGGCACUGACUCAAAGUCGUGAAUCCAUCAAAAUGCUAUUAAAAUCACACCACAGCGAGGACUUGCAAUUGGAUAAUCCGCUGACGGCUAGAGCUGAGGAUCUUGUGCGGCAACUUGUUGCCGCUAAAAUAGUCUAUCGAACAUUCGAGAUGGCCUUGCAACGUGUUGAUGUUCCCCCAGGACAAAAGUAUUCAAUUCAAGGCUUUUUCGUGCCAGCAAUGGGCCCCGGCUAUCAGUUCAUUCCGACAAGUCCCUUGUUGCAGCAUCGGCGAAUCACAACAACAACAAUAUCGUCAUCGGUAGUAAGUGAAAAUACAAGCCAUAACCUAGAGCCGCCAAAUAUCCUUCGAGCAGAAUGCUUCCAAAGGACUUACAGAAGCAAAUUGGAAGUGUUGAAGGCUGGUGAUUUAUCAGUAGCACCACCAGUCGAUGCACCAUGCAUUAACAGCUCGCAUACCACUAAUGAGACUCAAUUGACAGCAGAGUCACAGGCAUUGUCACAGUCACCUCCUCCAUUUUCAUUCUCAACCCCACUACAACAAUAUUCAACACCACCUGUGGAUAAAUUGGUACCAAUAGCUAAUGACGUAGUAAGAGAACAUGGACCUGCUAUUGCUAAUGACACCAUAACUAGGAGCGACCGAGUCGAUGAUGCAAAUAAUGGAAGCAAUUUGACGGCUAAACAAAAGGAUUCACCGAGAGGCUUUUGAAUGAGCUAAGCCCAAACUAUUACCACCGCGCCAUCCUUAUGUCGGAGUAAUUAUCUCCCAUAUCGCCUGAACAACAACGAUAUGACUACCACAAGCGACAAUGAUCACGACCGACGACGAAAACGACAGACGACAACGACAACCCUUCGGGGUUGUUAGAGAGAUAAUCUCUGUUUAACGUGUGUGCAUCAGACACAGGUCCUCCUAAUAUGCGACACUUCUGUCGCCCAUCAACCUCUUUUUCUUCACCCACCUGUGUGCCAUGUGACCCGUGUUAGUUGCUGCUGCAUUUGCACACCAUGAUGACAUCAUACAGAAUAAAGUGGAUUGUGUUAAUAUGCGAGAGGAGAAAAAUUGUCAUUCUGGAACACAGUCAGACGAUGUGCAAGGAUAUAAUAUCCUGGCGUGGUUUUUGCAUCGGAAUCAAGUGGGAUUAUAUACAAGUUUUGGAAUGCGUUUUGUGUAGGCUUUUUUAAGCUGACAGGUUGUUGUGUUAUUCAUAAAUGUUCUUUUGCUAAUUUUUGUAAUAUGGUUUUUUGAUGUGUUUUAAGCUACUUUUGUUAUUUAUUUUUGAAAAUUAUAUUUAUUUUUUACUUAA